Molecule: messenger RNA, 2291 nt
Organism: Corylus avellana
Lineage: Eukaryota; Viridiplantae; Streptophyta; Magnoliopsida; Fagales; Betulaceae
Product: ABC subfamily C protein
Source: RefSeq, a predicted model, not a curated record
UACGUUUGGCAAUUUAGCAGAAGUGAGGUUAGCAGGCAGUUAAACCUCUUCCUAAGCCCUCGGCACACGCUACUGAUCCUCCAUCAGCAAUGGCGGGUGCGCGUUGUGCCGCCCUUUCGCCCCUCACACCUUCCAUUAACCCAACCGCCACAACGCGUACGAAACCGCUUGUGUUAGCUUGUCUUCCAAAACCCACCAAGAGAAAAAACUAUCUCCGCCCCAAAAUCCUCAAAACCCUACCUAACCUCAUCCCAAACCCCGUAAUUCCCAUCCUAUCCCCCGAAACCGAAACCGAAACCGAAACCGAAACCCCUCUCGAACCCCACCUCGAUUCCAAGUCUCCAGUUGACGGAAUCUCCAGCGAUAACUACGCCGCCGAUAAGGUCGAUGAAUUCCGAGCAUCCGAGACAUCGGCAGAACAUGAUAGCAUUGUCGGUAAAUUUUCGACCAAGUCUGUCCUCAAGUACGGUGCAUAUUUGGUUGGGAUCUUUGUGUUUCAAACAUUCUGUGCUGUUUGGAUACUGGGAAAUGCCAAUACUGAUAGAAAAGAAAGAAAUUUGGAUAAUUCGGAUUUGGGUAUUGGUGAAAACAAUAAUGGGAAGUUUUUGUUGGGUGAAAAUGGAAUUGGGUAUGUGCAAGACGAUGAAUUGGAAAGAAAAAUUGAAGAGAUUAGAGCAAUGGCUAGGGAGGCGCGAAGGAGUGAGGCGAAGGCGGUGAAGGAAGAUGUUGAGGAUGAUGAUGAUGAUGACAUUGGUGAAGAGAGCGUGGUUUCUAGGCAGAGAGUUGGCAUUGAGAAGGAGAUUGGUGCAAGAUUGAUUAAGUUGCAGAAGAAGUUGAAUUCAGCUCCGGAGGGGUUACCGGGGUUGUUUGUUAAUUAUUUGGGGAUGUCUGGGAAGGGGGAAGAUAGGGUGAGUAGGGAUAGUUCGGAUUCGAAUGAGGCGAAUGGGACGUUGAUGUUUAAGAAAAAGUUUAAGUUUAGCCCUUCAACGAAGCGGGUUGAUGGUCCUAAGGGAUUUGGAGGCACCAGAGAUCGUAAUACAAAAAAGAGUGGUUCCGGUAGUGUUGGUAAAAUGAGUGGAAAUGGAAGUGUUGAUGAUGAUGGUGUGGAAUUGUUGGACCUUGAAAUGCAGGUGAACAAACAGCAUACUGGCCAUCAGGAAAGACGGAGAUCAGAUUUGGAAAAGGAAAUGGGAUUUGGAAAUGCCAAACGGAGAAAUGGUUUCUUCCGGGAGACUGGUCUAGAGAGGCCUUCAGUUGAAGUAGUAAAUUCGCAACAAUACGUAAAGAUGGGGACUCAUCAUUCUCAAAGAUUCGCAAAUGGAAAACCUGAAACUACCACCACAUCUGAUAAGCAUGCUGUUUUGAGUAUAAAUGGCAGUUCAAAACAAAGAGAAGUUGGAGAUGAAACGCUGGCUAACAAAUUCAGAGAAAAGCAACCAAAAAAUGAGACUGAUUUCUGGUGGUUGAGUCUUCCUUAUGUUCUAGUUAUACUGGUGCGUAGGGGUUCUGAGGAUGAAGGACAGGGAGGACUGUACACCUUAAAGACUGCGUCUCAGGCCCAGGAACAGAGUAUCUCUUCCUAUACUGUUGCUUUCGAGGAUCAAGUUGAUGCCAAAAACUUCUGUUUUCUACUGGAAUCAUUUUUUGAAGAACUGGGUGAUUUUAGUGCUGACAUUGUUCCUUUAUCAAUAAAGGAACUUCUGGAAGCAGCAAAAGCAAAUGCCAUGAAGGUAAUUGUUGUGAAGAAGAGGCAGAUUCAGCUCUAUGCUGGCCAACCAUUUGCUGAUGUUGAGAUGGCUUUGCACUCUUUGGUCGAAGGAGAUUAGAGUGACUGUACGCCAAAUUCAAGAUAGAAUGUGAUUAUUGUUUCUCAUCAUUGCGCUCCAAAUUUAACCAGAACUACCCUCCAUCAAUGCAUUAUUUCCUGGUGGUUGUGGAAUAUGCAAAGAAUUUUGUCUACCUUGGCUCGUAAAGUUUUGAUAGCGGCGAUUCUGCAAGAGGAAUUGAAUUAAGUGGGAAAAGAUAGCCUGCAGUUAUUACUACUGGGAACAAUCCGUAUAACAUUAUUCAACUUUUCACUUAAGUUGGUGGCUUUUUGUUGCAGACAUCUUAGCAUUUGAUAGUUGUAUAUGUAGUUGGGCUGAAGGAAGAAGCUAGAAUCUUUCGUUGAAACUAAAGUUGGGCUGAGCAAGUAGUUUUUAGUAUUAGGCCAAAUUUACCUGUUGCAUUUCUCUAAAAUUAAAUGAGAACAGCUUCGAAUUCAUAUAAGAUCCAAAUAUUUUAUUUUAUUA